CCGAGCUUCUCGAGAAAGUUUAAACUUUGGAACGCGGCGCGACAGGCACCACCUCCGCGUGAACUUGAGAGCUUCGUCCUGCACUUCUUUCCUUUCACAACCUCACACUCUCUCGAUUCCUGGUUGCGCGGCAGCUGUUGUCCUUCAUUUCCUGGUCAGACGCCACCACACAGAAGGAAAGCGAACGGAAGAGUUUCUCGAUUGCAAACGCUGGGCUGUUGGAAAGUAAGUCCGGACAUUCUUCGCAUGAGCACAAACACACCGUCAGGAUGAAUUUUGGGAGCGGCGGAGGAGGGGCAGGAGGCGGUGGAAAUGCGACGGCCGCGCCAGACUUACCCACAGUGGAAACGGAACAAAUCGCAUUUCAAGCUGUGUCCGGAGAGGAUAAACUACGACUUCUACCAUCCCCCUGGCCUGCAGAUGCCCUGCCCGCCCCGACAUCCUCACUCCUGAGCAUCGCUUCGAAAAAAGGGCUAGUGGCGGCGGCGGGCCCAGACACUCUCGUGAUUGCGAGUACAGACGCCAUCCGACAGGGCUUGAUCGGCGGGGCGGCAGAUGGCAACAAGAUCAAGUCGUAUACCCCUCAAGCAGCCCUCCCGAUCCCGCGAGUGUCGCAAGUCGCUUUUUCCAGCGACGAAAGCUGCCUGGUCAUCACCGCUGAGCAAGGAGGUGGGCUGGCGGUCUAUGAUACAAACGCCCUCACAAACGGAGGCAAGGAUGCAGCGUUCCAACUGGGCACCGAAGGACAGCGAGUGAGGCAACUCCUUCCGAACCCGAACCCAUCAUCCGACUUGUCAAGAUGCUUUGGGGUUGUGACGGAGAAUGGGCAGUUGCUCCUCGCGGAUCUCAAAGAGCAGAAGUUGGCCACCACUUCCAACGGAAGCGCCAUCUUCCACGAAAAGGUCACCUGCGCAUGCUGGUCACGGCUGGGGAAACAAAUUGUCGCCGGGCUUGCGGACGGAACGGCUGUACAAAUCGACCAACAAGGUGUGGUGAAGGCGACGAUCCCUGAACCACCACAACUCGCCAGCUGGAAGGAUGAUUCCGCGGUGGCUCACCCAGUCACCUCCGUCUUCUGGCUCGAGACGAACGACUUCCUCAUCAUCCACACCCCAAUCAAUCAGGCUGAGACGCUCGGCAAUGACGACUCUAUCUACCAUCUUGCGCAUCGCGACAAAGCAAGUGGCGGCUGGUCCUUCUCCAAAUUCGAAGAUCCCUGUCCGGCAUUCGGGAUGGAGCGGAAGCCGGCACAGCACUUCGUUCAGAGACUGAGGGAGUGGCUUGACCUUCAUGACCUCCUCAUCUUGUCCAGCACAGCGAGCGCCGAUGUUGGCAUUUUCGCCCGUUCCAAGACGCCCCUCAACUCCGAGCACCCAGUCGUUGAUUCGUAUACAUAUACGCAGCCGCCAGAUGCUCGCCGCCCUGCGAUGCCUGUCAGUGCGGAUGGAGAUACGAGCCCGAUUGGAAUGGCCAUUGAUCUCAGCGUGAAGGAGAAGGCCCCUCGUCCUAUUCCAAAUGAAGAGACGCUCGAAGAAAGCCCGGUGCCGUUACCUGCACUGUACGUCCUCAAUAAUGAAGGAUUGUUGAGCAUGUGGUACAUUGUCUACAACGACUCUGUCCGGCAGGCUCAACCCUAUGGAGAUCUCAUCGCGGCCGGUGGUCCACGGGCUUUAGGGGAGCAGAAACAAGCGCAACCAACGACACAAGCAACUUCUCCCGCGCCCCCUUCUUUUGGUGCGAGCACAACAUCGGUAUUUGGCCAAACUCAGAAACCUGCCGGCUCUACGUUCGGCAGUCCGAGUCAGCCCACAUCUACAUUCGGCAAGCCUUCAUUCGGCCAGGCCAGCACCCCAGCGUUUGGCGGCACAUCAUUCCUCGGAAACAAGCCAUCUCCCUGGGGUGCGACACAAGCUGGCUCGUCUCCCGCACCAUUCUCGCAGCCUGCAUUUGGAUCGAGCACCUUUGGUCAACCAAGUGGUGUGAACAAGUCUUCGGUCUGGGGCUCGCCUCAACAGCAACAACAAGCCCCUUCUACCGGCUCUGUUUUCGGUGGCAAUGCAUCCCAAACGUCGCCCUUCAUGAAGAUUGGCAAUCAAAACAGUACUUCAAGCUUCGGCGGGAGCAAUACUCAAUCACCCUUUGCCGCCGCUGCUAAGCCAGCUUCUGGAUUUGGCGGCUUUGGGAAGGAGAAUCAACCAUCGCCAUUCGCGGCCGCUGCAUCGAAGCCUGGUCUCCCCAACCAGACCUCAGGAUCAACCGUUUCCUUUGGCAACGGGACAAGUUUCGGCUCGGGAGGCACGAAUUUCGGCGUCUCUAGCUUCCAGUCAUCACUCACUCCCACGCCGCAACAAGCGCAGAGCAGGGAGGAGAGCAUGGAUGACGAUGCAGAAAAGCCGGCCUCUCAAGCGCCGUCUACCGGAAGCGGGCUUUUCGGGAUCGAGGGUUCGGGAUUCAAGUUGGGAAGUACCUUCAAACCCGACGGCACGGCCAAAGACGACGGUCCAAAACCGAAGGACGCUGGCGCCGGUCUGUUUGGAAAGGGAUUUGGCGAUGCUCUGGGGCUAGGAGAGAAGCCUGCUGGAAGUGCAGAGGAGAAGAAAGGGGAUGCGAGAGCUGGUAGCGAAGCAAGCUGGUUGGGCGGAAAGGGGACACCGAUAAUCAAAAAAGAGCCGGGUACCGAGAAUGAGCCCCGACUGCAAGACAUUCCAGCCGCUCCGCCGAAAGAAGCAGAGAAGGCGGCGCCUGUGGACGAUGCUCCUCUUCCUCCCGAUCCCACCACCUAUACGGCGCCUGUGGACGAUGCACCUCUACCGCCCGAUCCGACCACCUGGAAGCCCAAGCCUGAUGCUCUUCCACCCCCCAUCCCCCCGGGUUUCGGCUCUGAUUUCGUCAAGCCCGUCGCAAAGGAUACGGCUCCUGCUGUCUCGUCUAUAUUUGCGAAGAAACAGGAACCAGAGAAGGAAGAGAAUCAGCCACUUGCGGGUUCACCACCUGUUGAUUUGGGUGGAGAAAAGUUCUCCGAUGGGGCUCCUUCGGUGCCGGAUGCUGAAGAGGCUGCUGGCCCGCCUGAAAGUGACGAGGAUGAGGGCGAGUGGAGUGACGAGGAUGGCGAUGAAGAGGAAGACGAAGAAGAGGAUGAAGAGGAAGACGAAGAGGAUGAAGAGGACGAGGAAGAAAACGAAGAGGAUGAAGAUGAGGAGAACCACACGCCCAAAGUCUCUGAUGCACGAGGCCUGUCGGCUUUCGAGGCAAGACUUACUCCUGCUAGUCCAAAGCGUGCAGAGCAACCAACACCGGAUGGCAAAGAGUCGACCACGCCGGCGACAGACAAGCGCGAUUCUUAUACUCCAGCCGGUCUGCCCAAGGCGCCAGUUAUGUUCCCGCCGCCGCAACGCGCGCAGGAAUCCCCUCGCAGCCCAAGUCCACAGCGAAGUGCGACCAGCCCGGCAAGAAGCAUGGGGUUCAAGUCUGGAGGCGCGCAGCAGACGUCAUCACAAGGAUCGUCGCUGUUUGGGAAGCCAAGUGGACAGCAAUCCCUGGGCCAGCCUCCACAGCUACCACCGCCAUCUCAGCCGCCUGCACUGCAAAGCUCAACUGGAACCGCGCCACCAGCUUCGCAGGCCCGACCCAUCCCAUCCCAACCUCAGCGGAUCGCUGUGCCUCCGUCUCAGAUUGCAAGACCGGAGAAGCCCACUCCUCCACCGCAGCCAGCAGAGCCUACACAAGGUGAGCUAGAGGACGAGGAAGAUGCCAGAAUCCAAGCCAUCCUCGCGGCACCUGUGGAGCCAGUCACAGAAGUCCCUGCAUUCCUCGCCCACCAAGACUACGUGGCUGAUGGGCGAGAGAAGCAAGGCCUCGGCGGACAGAUUGAGCGCGUAUAUCGAGACGUCAACUCCAUGAUCGACACUUUAGCACUGAACGCUCGUUCCCUACGAGCGUUCGUAAUGGGAAACAGCGAACCUCAUCAUGGCGGAGAGAGAGGUCGCUUGGAUUUGGAAGAGGAGGAUGACUGGCUGCUUGGCGAAGCGGGAAGUCUGAUUGGCAUCAUGGAAGGUAUCGACGUCGAGCUGGAAGACGGGCGACUCGAGGACGUCAAAGGCGCGAUCGAGAGCUUGAUGGAGGAGGAGAAGGUCAUCAAUCGAUUGCGUACGAGGACUCUGGAGGCGCGCAAGCAGAUCGCCGCGCGCUCAGAUCCAGCUCAGCUCGCUCAACAGCAUGCCGCGCCGCUGCCCCCGGAAAGCCAGGCCCAACAGUCUGAGCUGAGACAGGGCGUUCAGCGCUUGCAGACACUCCUUGGCAAGGCGGAAGAACAGCUGAGCGUGCUACGAGCGGAGCUGGCAUCCGUCCCGAAAGCGAAUGGAAGAAGCAACGCACCGUCCGUCGAGGCAGUGAUGAACACCAUCCGCAGAAUGACCGCCAUGAUCGAGGAAAAGAGUGUGGCCGUCGACGCCCUCGAAGCCCAAAUUAAGCGCCUAGGCGGCCCGGCGGCGAUCGGACUGUUGAAGCCGGGGUAUGAAGACGACCUCGCGGCGACUAUGGGCGCCACUCGCCUUUCGCACACCUCGCCUUCGGCCAAUUUCAGGAGCAGCACGGUUUCGCUGCGUGGAUCAAGGAACACGCCGCCGUCUUUGAGCAAGAAGUCGCUGUUUGACGUCUCUGAUGCGGAAGUGGAGGCGUACAGGGUGAAGAGGGAGGGGCGGAGGAGGGUGAUGGAGAGUUUGAGGGAGCAGCUUGAGGUGAGGGGCGCGAGGCUUGUGAAGGUUGGAUUGUGAUGAAGUGAUGCUGGGGCUUGGAAAGGGGGCAACUUGAGACGCGCACCUGGAGAUUCGUGGCUAGGCUUGAUAGAUAGUCGUAUGCAAUAGCGCAAAUGGAUUGCAAUUGUUCAGAGUCGCUUGCGAUUUGUCUGUCUAUCCUUUCAUGCGUUCGACAACAUCG
Messenger RNA from Neohortaea acidophila, 4935 nucleotides. RefSeq lists its product as uncharacterized. Gene Ontology annotation, molecular function: protein binding; structural constituent of nuclear pore. The record is from RefSeq and is a predicted model, not a curated record. Gene Ontology annotation, cellular component: nuclear pore. The coding region runs from base 270 to 4772 and encodes 1500 amino acids. Gene Ontology annotation, biological process: protein import into nucleus; RNA export from nucleus. Lineage: Eukaryota; Fungi; Ascomycota; Dothideomycetes; Mycosphaerellales; Teratosphaeriaceae. The transcript has a single exon.